This is a messenger RNA of Myxocyprinus asiaticus (Chinese sucker), 2893 nucleotides long. RefSeq lists its product as uncharacterized. Gene Ontology annotation, cellular component: protein kinase 5 complex; cytoplasm. Bases 662 to 1621 code for a protein of 319 amino acids. The record is from RefSeq and is a predicted model, not a curated record. The transcript is spliced from 2 exons. Gene Ontology annotation, molecular function: cyclin-dependent protein serine/threonine kinase activator activity; protein kinase binding. NCBI's taxonomy places the organism in Eukaryota, Metazoa, Chordata, Actinopteri, Cypriniformes, Catostomidae. Gene Ontology annotation, biological process: activation of protein kinase activity; brain development; positive regulation of cyclin-dependent protein serine/threonine kinase activity.
CAGCAUCGCAAACUCAUCCUGCUCUCAGCACCAGAGCUGGAGGCUGUAUAUAAAUGCUUAAAUGCAUAAAUACCUCUUUGCAUACAUAUUGUUGUGAUUUUGUGCGACUGACACAAACAGACACUUCAUAAACUGUUGUUCAAACAGCACAAAGCGGACUAUGAGGGAUUGAACUGCACUUCCAUGAAAGUUUGAUCAUCUAAAUGCGCUCUCUGUGCAUUUAAUUCGUGUUCAAAUGUGGAUACUUUACGAGCGGCAAUUCUGAACAAUGGACAUAUUUAAAACGGUGCAACAUCAGUGAACGUGAAGGAUUCCAAGCUCGAGCGCACGUCGGCAGGGCGAACACUGCAGCUCCUGGUGGAUGCGCUCAAGUUAACUUCAUCAUUGUAAUGAGACUGGCUUUACACAAAGGAUAUUUAAUGCCAGCAUUGAUGCACUAAGCAUGUGUUGCGCGUUUGAACGCAUUUAGAAGAUGUGCAGAACGCAGCGAAGCCGCAUGAUUGGACAACUGUGCUCUGAUGUCCGCCGAACAGGAACUCAUCCAUGCCCCUCACCAGCCCAGUCUUGACCUUCUCGAAGCGUGAAGAACAAGCAAAUCAGAACUUUAUUUUUGAGGUACAUAACCCCACACAUCUGGCCGCUUGAGCACUUCAUUGGACUCAUGGGUGCUGUACUGUCCCUCUCGCCAGGUCCCCGAAAACCUGGUUACUAUAACGACCGGCCCGGUUCCCUAAGCCAUUACCCGAGCCUGAGCAGCCACUCUUUGAACACUCAGAAGGACCGCAGUCUCAAACGUGGCCAUUCCAUCUUCCUCCCUGCUCUCACAUGGAAACGGCUGGUGGCCUCCACAAAGAAGCGAGGCGAGACCAAGAAAGGCUACCCUGGAGGGCAGGCAGCUCUCCGGGCUCCACUAAACAACAAUAACAUCUAUCAGAAGGAUCCGAUUUUGCACCUCAACCACGAGAAUGUGAAGAAGUCGCUCUCCUGCGCCAACCUCACCAGCUAUGACGGUCCAGCAGGUCUGGGCUUGGGCAUGGGUCGGAGUGUUGGCUAUGGCAAAUCUAAGCAGAUCUCCUCUGUAAAGAAGGUUCCACCUACAUGCACUUCUUCACCUAAGCGUGUGAUCGUCCAGGCCUCGACCAGCGAGCUGCUUCGUUGCCUGGGGGAGUUUCUCUGUGGACGCUGCUAUCGGCUCAAGCAUCUCUCCCCUGUUGAUCCGGUUCUGUGGUUGCGAGCUGUAGACCGCUCGCUCUUGCUCCAGGGCUGGCAGGACCAGGCCUUUGUCACUCCAGCCAAUGUGGUCUUUGUGUACAUGCUGUGUCGUGAUGUGGUGGAUGGUAACCUUGUGUCUUCAGAGCACGAGCUUCAAGCGAUUCUGCUGACCUGCCUCUACUUGUCCUACUCCUACAUGGGCAACGAGAUCUCGUAUCCGCUCAAGCCCUUCCUCGUGGAGGCAGGUAAAGAGGCAUUCUGGGACCGUUGUCUGGCCAUUAUCGAUGUCACCAGUGCCAAGAUGCUGCGCAUCAAUGCAGACCCACAUUUCUUCACGCAAGUCUUUGCUGAUCUGAAGAGCGAAGGAGGUUGCGGACUGCAAGACUACACUAGAGUUUUGGAUUUAUGAAAAUAGAAGUUGCAGAUUGUCUCUUCUUACGUUAAACCACCAUCAUCCCCUGAUGUUACCAUCAUUCCAUCUUUUUGGCUCCCCCAUAUGCCAUUUCACUUAGUGAAGAGACUAUUGCUGAUCAUUCUGAAAAAAACUGAAAAAUGCAAACAUGGAUAAGAGUCUAUGGAGUAGAAUUGGAAAAAUAGCACUGCGUGUUUACAACAAAUUUUAACCCCAAAUAUUUUCUUUUGCCUCUGAUUCAGUUAUCGUAGCUAAAACAUUAAUGUAAUAAUCAGUUUGGUUUUGUCUGUUACACCAUGUCCUAAUCAGAUGCGAUGUGACGCAACAAAGCGACAAGUGACUAAAGCACCUCUUCCGUGUAAAUCUGAAUUUUUGUCAUGUCUAGAUGUAACCACAACACUCGACUAACGACUGAACAUUUUGUUGGUCGCUUGUUUUCCAUUUCUGCUGCAUUGCGCUGGGUAGCCCCGCCCAAAGUGAAACCCCACAGGUCCACAAUCCUGCUCUUCACAGCUGUAUAUUAAUCAUCACAAAUCUUCUGAUUGGCUGUGAUUGUAUCACUUUGCACAGCAGUUAUGUGUUCAGCGUGGAUUGACAAAUUGCUUGUCACUGGGAACUUGUUGCAUUGCGUCUGGUUAGUAGCAUGACUUCCAACAUCAGCCCUUUUCAGUAGAUUUUUUUUGCCUUGCAAACAAUUCCCAACUUUUAUCAUUUAGUCUGACACCCCAGAUGAAACCAUCCAACAAAGAAAAUUCAAGUGGGAAUGUGUAUGUGAUAGACAGCAAACUUUGAGGAUAAACAGCUGUUGGUUAUUGAGUUGUCCUUCCUUUAUUUCAUGAGUUGGACGUUAGGACACCAGCUGCAGUGGCAUUAACAAGAUUAACAGAUUAGUGUCACACAUGCACACAUAGACACACACACUCAGUUCUCAGUGCCUCUCCUUGCUCCCCAGCCUUUUAGUUUGAGUGGCUAAUCCAUGUAGGCCAUGCGCAGUCCUAGUAUAUGUUCUGUCCGGAGUUUCUUGUCAUCUACACAGCAGUACAGUGUCAGUGUCAGGUUUGAAUGAGGGUGCAUGAGGGUACAUCCUGCCCCUUAUGAGUAUGAAGGAUAUUAACAAAGAGGCCUAAAGACAGUUUUAGUGUUUUCAGAUUAUUUGUCUUUUAAUGGGUGCAUCUGCAUCUUCUCCCUGUAGAGCAAGUUUGUGGAGAUGCUGGCCAAUAUUAUCUUGAAGAUCAGUUUCUUUGAAAGAAAUGUCUGACUUCUGUUUUU